UUCUCUGGGGCGCAGCCACUGGUCUCUGUCAGUUCCUAAGCUGAGCUGGGCUCCGCGGCUGCCCGAGCGCAUUGCCCGGCGCUGGAAAGAAACUUUGCCCGAGCCGGCCGAGAGAAGGGAAAGUGCAGCGGGCAGCGCCAGGCUCAGGCAAAGCCUCCACACCAGGGAUUCUGCCGCAGACACUCACUCUACACCUGGAAGACAUGGAGGAAAGGCCGGCAGACAAUAAUGCCGGUGUUGACAACUCAGCAUCUCCAUCUGUGGCGCAGCUGGCUGGCCGAUUCAGAGAGCAGGCAGCAGCUGUCUCAGCUAAAGAGCCACCAGCCAAUAAACCAACAAGAAGGAAACCACCUUGCUCCCUUUCCCUGUUCCCCCCCAAGAUAGAGAUGAGCCAGAAUGGUGAGGAGAAACCAUCACCGAAUGCAUGUCACCCUCCCAAAAUCAAGGUGAAAAACUCCCCUUUGAUUGAGAAGCUACAGGCCAAUUUAGCCUUUGAUCCUGCUGCCCUGUUGCCAGGAGCUUCACCUAAAAGUCCGGGAUUAAAGGCCAUUGUGUCUCCAUUUAAUAGCCCACCUUCCACCCCCAACAGUCCAGGUGUUAGAUCUCGGUCCUCUGAAUCAGAGGAGUUGCCAGUCAGUUUUGAUCAACCCCCUGAAGGCAGCCAUCUACCUUGUUACAAUAAGGUGCGGACACGGGGGUCAAUAAAGAGGAGACCUCCCUCCAGGAGAUUCAGACGGUCUCAAUCAGAUUGUGGGGUAGAUCUGGGAGAUUUGGGGGCAGCUGAGUCAUCUCAGGAGAAUGGUGCCAAGGAAGAGGUCAAUGAUGAAGUCUUCACAUCCAAGAACAAAACUUUGGUAUCUCCCCUCUCUGGUAACCGGGCAAUGGGAAGAGAAUUGAGGAGAAAGCUUGAGUCUGAUGAAAAACCUCUGCUGAGGAGGUCAUGUAGUAUGAUAGAGAACCCAGAGGAAAGGAGCAGAGACUUGGAUGAAGUCACAUCAUGUAGGAAUGCUGUGAAAAAUAAAGAAGAGAAACAACAGAAUGCAGUAGAAGUUGAUGAAGAAGAACCAUGUCAGAAAGCCAUGAAUAAUAAAGAAGAAACAAAUGAGAGCCCAAAGGUAGAUGAAAAGGAGAUAGCUUCACAUGAUUCUGGAGGGGAUAGGAAGGAAAAGACAACUGAAGAUCCUACUUUAGAAAAGGAGGAAAAUUCUAAGAAAACCACAGAAGAUGAAGAGGAGAAACCUGAACAGAAGAACACAGGGGCUAAAGAUGGGGAACUGCAACAGAGUAUUGCCACAGGGACAAACGAGGAGAAGCCCUCAAAUAGCCCAGAAGAGAAGGAAGGAGAUAAUACCACUGAGGCAGAAAAAGACAAAGAAGAGAAUGAACAAAAAGAAGGUGUUUCUAAGAACACAGAUAACCAAGAAAUAAUACACAACCAAGAAUGCCAUUCUGGAACAGGUCAUUCUCAGCCAGCAACAGAUUCUGAAAUCACUACUAAUGAAGCCCCAGCUAUGCAAUCAAGUUGCGAUGUGGAGGAAACAAAAAUGUAAAAAAGAAUUCUGUUGUCCACUCUUGAUGAAGUUCUCUGGAAGUAGCAGCAAAAGUACUUGCAGAGAAUGAAGAAACUCCAUUAGGUCCUCAUGGGAGAAUCAGGCAUGCCAAAGACUUAGAAUCAGUCUGAUAUCAGAGGGGAUCACUGUAGCCUCAUGGCUGCUAGCCUAUAAAGUUGUUUAAGGGAGUGGGAAGAGAGGAUCACAGUGCAAAUGGCUUUUCACCAAUAGAAAUUUGGUGCAGGAAGUUCAUUGACACAUUUUAUAGAAGAAACUUAUUCAAAACUUCUCAUCAUCAAACCUGGAGUCAACUCAGGGUCUGACUUUCAGGGGACAACCCCCUCCCCAAGCAACUGAGCCCUGAACAGACACUUUUUCUUAAACCAUUUCUUGAUGUGGUCCAUCCGACACAGCCAUGUCUCAGUUGUAAUUCUCUGAAAUUCUCAUGGUUUUCAUGUGAAAGUAAAAACAAAUUUGGGGACGGAUGGAUUUAGAAUACAGGAAAAAAGGAUGUUUUGGUGUGAAUAAUGUGAAUCCUUCUAAAUCAUAUAAGAUAUAAUCUUUCUUUAAAAAAAAAAUCAGAGCUUUUGAGACACUUUCAGCUCAUCCUGUUUUGAGAUGGCCUACCAGUUUUUCAAGGACUAAACUAAAUGAGCUAAGUGUUGAAAUAUUUGUUUCAAUCUUUACUAUACUUAGUCCAUGCACCCGAGCUUGCUUUCUCUUUUGGAAAUGGUCUUCCUAACUUAUGACUGCCAUGGCAACCUAAGUACACCCCUUUUCUGCCAUGUUCUGAGGUUGGAGGCUCUCCAAUGGAAAAGCAGGAUGUUCUCAGUCCAGAUGGGAAAUUGGAAAGUGUGGACUUUAUUUUUGACUCCUCUUCUUCUUCCCUCCCUUCCCUUCCCCCAGUUUACUCUAUGGCCGUGUCAAACACUUUGUUGCUUUAUUUCCUCAUCCAUAAAGUUAAAACAAAAUCUAUAUGACAUCUUAAGGUGAGAAUAAAUGUUGCUGCUCCAGAGAAUAAUUCUUAAUGAAAAGAUCUGUUAGGCUCCAUUAAAUAUUGCCAAGUAGAUGCUUUGUGGUCUUCAAUAUACAUGUAUUAGUGAAAGUAAUCAUUCCUAUUAGCUAUUGGAAGACACAAUUUCAAAUUGAGCUUCUUCUUGAGCAGCAAUUUAGGGAUCUCCUUCAACAAGGUAUAUCUUUACAUUAACAGGAGAGACUGACUCUUUACCUCAAAUUCUCUCCCUUACAUACCAGGGCUAAAGGACAUUGGCCAGAAGAAAGCUGCACUUUGCAGGACAGCUCCUGGAUCUGACUUGCGUUUUGGGGCCUCCCAAAGUGCUAAUUCAGUGGGAUCGCGGCUCUGUGGGAGUCACACUGGAAAUCUUUGGAUAUUGGAAAAAGACCUUCCAGCCUGAAGGGUCUGGGGUUGCCUCUUUACAUUUUCUUUUCUUCAUCACACUUCUCUCUGAUUCCUGGAAAGAGGAAUGGGGGCUAACAUUAUUUUUUAAAAUAACCUUAUUCAAAAAGCAGUGGCUCAUCUAGGACAUGUUCUGGGGUGUGCAUAACUGUAUUACUACAAAUGCACACGUGUUUAAAAGUUCAGACACAUAUGCAUAUGUAUGAGUGUGUGUGAUGAAAGGAAAGGAUUUAUUUUAUUCCUUUCCCUAGAAUGAAAUGGAAGGAAAAGAGAAGAAAAAUAAAAAGAUAAAAAGAAAA
This is a messenger RNA of Antechinus flavipes (yellow-footed antechinus), 3266 nucleotides long. It is a transcript of the gene RCSD1, whose product is annotated as RCSD domain containing 1. The transcript has 7 exons. Gene Ontology annotation, molecular function: actin filament binding; retromer complex binding; phosphatidylinositol phosphate binding. The record is from RefSeq and is a predicted model, not a curated record. Gene Ontology annotation, cellular component: early endosome; WASH complex. Gene Ontology annotation, biological process: retrograde transport, endosome to Golgi; skeletal muscle contraction; protein localization to endosome. Bases 204 to 1550 code for a protein of 448 amino acids. NCBI's taxonomy places the organism in Eukaryota, Metazoa, Chordata, Mammalia, Dasyuromorphia, Dasyuridae.